GCGGUUACCUGGUGAAGCAGAAGGGCUUGGUACAGGUCAGACAGGUUUGCUGUUAGAAAAAAAGCUCAGGAACCAGGAAUAAUUUUCUUCUAAUAACUUUGCUGCUAAUUGUAGGAAGAUGCAUACAGGUUUGUACCUUCCUUGUGUGAAACUGGUACCAAUACUUCACGCUGCAGUGCUGUUCUCUGUUUUCCAGGUGAUAUACAAGUAUUCCUGGUAGCUGUCUUACAAAGGGGCAUUAUGUUUUGUCUUGUAUGGAAAGGUGAACUGAAAUGCAGCUUACUCCAGGUCACAAAAUAAACGAGUAUUGGAGGGGUUCUUUGCUCUCUAGUUGUGCUUUAAAUCUGCUACUUCUUGCUGUUGUGCAGUUAACGGUGAAGGUGUGUCUGUGUCACGUGUUAGUGCUGCUAGGCCUGAGUUACUAUAAGAUAAUCAAAGGUAAUUGGAAUCUGUAACACUUUGGCUAAGCAGAGUUGAUGCUUAACUUUGCAUUAAUUUUUGUACAAUUUAGAGUGAGUACAACAGACAGUGGGGUGGGUAACUGGCAGUCUACCAUGACCCUGCACAGUCAAUAUGGAAAGCAUUGCCGUUAGGAAAUGACACCUGCUUGGCACGCUUGUGGGUCGUUCUGCUUAAUGGUGGAAGAUUUUAGGGUUUUAUUCUCCUUUUUUUCAUAGCAAUUUAAACUGCUGGGCUCUUAGAGCAGAGAUUGUAAUUAUCCGUUACUGUGUUGAAAUAGUUCCUGGCAAAGAUUGCUCAUGUAUUGACUGGGGGUUGCUUGUAUUCCAAAUAAUCUCAGUUUGAAUUAAAAAAUUUCAUCUGUGCUGGGAUCUGUCACUUUGGGACCUCGUGUGUGCCUGUGGUGACAUUCGGGUGAAUAUAUCCAGGAUCCACUGAUGGGAAAGCUUGUAUUUGCAUGGGCCUGCAGCAGGCCUGCUGACCAAGAGGUCAUAUAUAAUAUUUUACUGUCAUUUCUUUGACACUACCAUUGAGAAAUAAUUCUUGAGAGGAGUAUUCAAGCUGGGAGGAUGCUUGGGGUUUUGUGUGUGUGGUUGUUGAUUUGUUUGUUUUUCUGCCUUCUGUUCCUGAAGGAAGGUGAUUCCUGUCUGAUAAAUGGAGUGGGUUCAGCAGAGGGCCCCUUUGAUUCAGUCUCCUUGUUUAAGUGCUCUGUUCUCCCUCAGAUAAAGCUGUUGUCUGUCUUGCAGAUAAGAACUGGUCUUCAGUUUUUGGCUGUGGAAAGCAUAGUUGAGGUGUUCCCAGCAACAGUCGUCUUUUAGCAACCGAAGAAUGAAGCACUGGUUCUUUUUCUUGCCAAGAUUUUCUUUGUGGCUCAUGCCUGCCUUCCAAGCUUCGUUCAAAAUGCAGCUCUCCUGGACUCCUCUGAAUAAUACAGCUAGCUUUGCUAGCAGAGGUUUAGAUUUAACCAUUCUCAGUGUUCAACAGCUGGCUUAAGUCAGAUAAUCUAAAACCAUGCAAAGAAUUUAUGCUCAGUUUUAUUGGCAGACUUGAGUUAUAUCUGGCUGAGGGAGGCAGGAGGAGCAUUUAUUUUGUACUUUGGAGCUAAGAAAGCAUGUAAAAAAAAUUAAACUCUUCCAGAUACUGUAAUUUAGUGAGUCUUUUAGUCAAUGAUUCUUUAAAAUCAUGCUAACAGUUUCUGUAUAGACCUUUAAAGGAAGAAGUGCAAUGCACUAUUCAUGGCUAAUGUUUUGGGAUCAGAUCUGUAGGGAACUAAAAGAUGAAUGUGACUGAAGAGAGUUGAGUCUUCAGGGCCUAUCUGUUUUUGAUUUCUUUAAUGGCUUAAUCAAACUGGAAGGCAAAGAUGGACCUCAAGGGGCCAUCUAGUUAUAGUUCAUCCCCCUGUUCUGAGUGUUUCAGCCCUUUUUUCUGUGAUUUUCUGUGAUGCUUUUGCUCCAAGGGUGAAUUUAAGGCUGCAGUAAUCUCUGCUCUUACCACAUUUCUCUCUCUGUCAGGCUCAAUUGCUCAGUUUAACAAUAACAAUUGAAGGAAAUCUAAUUGAGCAACUUCCCUGGGUACUGUUUAACUUCAGCCUGCCUGGGAAAAUGUGUGAAAAUUUCUGCAGGAACUCUCUUGGUUUUCUUUUUUCCUAAUUUAAUUAUAUGCUUUCAUUAGUGAUGUUAACAACAUAAUAAAAUGAAAAAAGAAGAAUUAGGAACUGGAUAGCUGUUGAAUAAUGAGGGAAGCUGGCAUAUCUGAGUGGAGUUAUACAAGUGGCUUUACCUGAAUGAAAUUGAAAUUCUGCCCCAGAGGUGAACUGUGACUUCAUCCAAGUUCGUGCAACAGUAAUGUCUGUGAGCGGAGCCGUAGCUCUUCUGCCCACUUGUAAGUGCAACUGGUAUGGGUAAUGGUGUGAGAGAAGGUCAAGUGGAUUUCAAACGGCAGGAUGUGGAGCCAGUUACAUCAACCCAUCUCCCAUCAGAGAAUAACCAGGAGAAAAAAAAAGUACUCAACUCCCUGAUGUCUGGUGCAUUGGCUGGUGCUGUUGCUAAAACUGCAGUAGCUCCACUGGAUAGAACAAAAAUCAUGUUUCAAGUGUCUUCAAAAAGAUUUUCUGCCAAGGAAGCCUACAGGCUGAUUUAUCGCACCUACCUCAAUGAAGGCUUCUGGAGCCUCUGGCGGGGGAACUCAGCCACCAUGGUCCGUGUGAUCCCUUACGCCGCCAUUCAGUUCUGUGCGCACGAAGAGUACAAGCAGCUCCUGGGGAGUUACUACGGCUUCCAGGGAAAAGCGCUGACACCCUUUCCUCGAUUCAUUGCUGGCUCUCUGGCAGGCACAACGGCUGCCAUGUUAACCUACCCCUUGGAUAUGGUCCGUGCUCGAAUGGCUGUCACGCCGAAGGAGAUGUACAGCAAUAUUGUUCACGUCUUCAUCCGAAUAUCACGAGAGGAAGGAUUAAAGACAUUGUAUAGGGGAUUUACACCAACCAUCCUUGGAGUGAUUCCGUAUGCCGGGCUCAGCUUCUUCACCUAUGAGACGUUGAAGAAACUACAUGCAGAUCACAGUGGGAAAUUGCAGCCAUCCCCUCCGGAGCGGCUUUUGUUUGGUGCCUGUGCAGGCUUGAUUGGCCAGUCAGCUUCUUACCCCCUGGAUGUGGUUCGCCGACGAAUGCAGACGGCAGGGGUUAUGGGACACACGUACAGUUCCAUCCUUCUCACCAUGCAGGAGAUUAUAAGAGAAGAGGGACUAAUCCGUGGCUUGUACAAAGGACUCAGCAUGAACUGGGUCAAAGGUCCAAUUGCAGUGGGAAUAAGCUUCACAACCUUUGACCUGACGCAGAUCCUUCUCCGUAAAUUACAGCACAGCACUAAUGUUGAAAGGUAGUAGCUUAAUCCCCACAGCCCUUGCUGGGGAAAAGUACAACACGUGUAGAAAGAGCAAUGCUAGCUUUCCCUCACUUUGUACAUGCUCUCCUGCAGCUGAGAACUUACCUUUCUUGUUUGUUUUUUCUGUUGUUGUUGAUUUUUUUUUUUUUUUUUCUUUUUCAUGAGCCUCUGAGUUAUCUGGAAACCUCGACCUGAAACUAACUCUUUCCUAAACAAAACUCUUCUCACAAUUCUGCAGAACUGGGUCCUCUAAAGUAGCUGCCUCACCCUUCUGUUCUACUCUCUGAUACCAGGAGUGGAGCCUCUGAAACAAAUAUGUGCUGCUGCUGGCUCCUCACCUGGUCUCUGUGGGCAGAUGAAGUGGUGCGUGAUGAAAGAGAGGACUUGGUGCUGUUGGAACGAACCCCUGAAUCUGGGAAGUGACUGCUGUUCCUGGUAGGCAGUUUAGAGUUACUGAACAUGUGUUAGCUGGAGGCAGUCUGCCAAGUGCAAUAUUCCAGUUAGUCUGUAGGGAAUUUCACAUUCCUCUGACCUGUAAGCAUCGGUCUCCAUAAAACAGGACACAGCAGGAUUUAACAGGUCCAGGUCGCUUCUUUUGUUCUGGAAGUUGAAUGUGAGCUCUGGCUGGAAAUGCUGCCCUUUUUCAAAUGUUCUUCUCGUUUCUGGGUUGAGUUGCAUAAAAUAUCCCUUGCUUGCAAUGUCCCUCUGAGAUUACCAAAGACUGUAGACAGCAGGGGACAAAAGUUCUGAGCGGUUUUGUAAAUCAAAUUCUCAUGUUUGCUGUCAGUGUUGUUGAGUAGGGGCUGUGGCUGGAUUCACAAACUGGAUUGAAUCGAACUGCAGUAGUGCUCUUGGGCUACCCAAACCCUUCCAUUGUUGUCAUGGUCUUAAAGGCAGCGUUUUCUGAGGGAUUUGGCAGACUGUAGUGUUGAUGCACUAGAAAAGGAAGUGUUACAUACUUAAAAUUUAAGCAGUUUUAUCCUUCAGUAUUAUUGUUGUGGCUUUAUGCACGAUGCGAGAACAAACAUCUCAAAGACGCACAUGUGACGUGGACUUAGCUAUCCUGAAAGGCUGCUCACGUCUGGUGAAUACAGCCUAGUAGUUGAUUCAAGCUGCUGGCCCUGCUUCUGAACAAUUUUGUUGUCUUUUGGUGCCUGCUGUGUAGGUUGUGUCACCUCCAUUUGUUAGUCCACACCUAAGCCCACUUGCUUUUAUUCCUAGAGUUCUUCUGGACCAACUGGGUCCUUGGGAGGAUGGGCACUACAGCCAGUAUUGACCCUUCAGAAAUUAUAUAUAGUGCCAAUCAUUUCUAGUUGCAAUUUGAAAAUGAAUGGUGAAGUACCUUUCAGUGUUUCUAUUUCAAAUCAGUUUUCAGGGAAAUGGAGAUUUGGGGGUGGUUUUGUUUUAUGUUCCAUUCCUAUAUUAAAUUUGGAGUGCAAGAGAGGUCAGAGCAAACUUUAGACUUCUCUGAGAAUCAGAUUACAUAAGCCAAGAUUAAAAAUCCCUUUCCAGCUGACAUAGUCCAUAACGUAAAAAGAAAAAUAAGGCAUAAUUUAAAAGCUGUCCUUUUCUGGUGUAUGUAUUUUAGCUGUUGUAGUUUGAGCCUUGUGUCAUGGCUUUAUUAAUGGGAAUGGAGGUAAUUGCACAAUUGGUAGAAAUAGCUUUCUCCUUUCUUUUGUCUUUGCACUUGUUCUUUGGAGCAUAAGUUGCUUCUAAUGCCAAAUAUUUCCCUAGGAAUUGAGCACCUACACUUCCAUUUUGUGGACAUGGCAGAGAGCCAGCAUACUGAAGUAUUAGCAUGCAUGGUGUUCCCAGAACACGUGGGAUCGAUCAUACUUUAGUGGUUGUGGAUGGGCGGGGUAUUAACCUCAGUAAUUUCUGCCUCCAAGCCCACAAAUUAUGAUUUCUGUUGCGAAACUUGACUGCAGUCACUGAUUUUCCUUGUAAUUAAUGUUAGGUGUUGUUGUUUUAAGAGUCUUUAGAGAGGAUAGCCAUGAAUUCUGUAUAUUUUUUUGCUCCCAUUGCUAAUGGAAGAUGAUCAGCUCUUCGUUUGGGUGAAAUUUUGUUUAGUCCUUUGCAAGAGCUCUGAUUUCUUUUCUCCAAUGGAGAAGCCAAUUACUUCUGCUCUUGUCUUUAUCUUGUCUGGCCCAGUGAAGAAAUACUAAGGCAGUUGCAUCCUACCGCAAAAGUGAGGUAUAGACCAGCAACUAGGUGUGUCAGCAGUUGACUGUGCGUACGUGCGUGUAUGUGUGUCUGACUGUGUGUACAAUCCAUGCCAAGUUCUCUCUCAGCUUGGAGGCUUCCAGUUCAAAGCACAGUCCUUUCUGCACAGCUGAUGGGUACUAUAUGAAGACGAGAGGAAGCUGAACUGUGGCAUCCAAGUUUGAGCAGGCUUCUUUGCUCCACAGUACGGUAGAUCAUCUCAGAGGCAAGCGCAGCAGACCUUGUCUUAUGAGAUGUUGAGCAUCACUGAACCCCUAUGGCAACAGAGGUGGCUUAAUUCCUCCUGGGUCCUGACUGAGAAAGGAUUUACACUGGAUGACUAGCCUCUUGUUUGGGACUGAACAGGAGGACAGAUCUGCACAGGGUACCUUCUGCUACAUCAGGAGUGCAGCUAGUAUAUUAAAUGAACGGGAAGCCUGCGGAGGAGACAGCUUCUGGCUGGCUGACCCUGGCAUCGCCCACCUUGCAGCCGAAGCGCUGUGCAGGCGGCUCAUCUAGAGCUGCUUGAGAAACAAGACCUGAAGCACAGCCAGGCUUGGAAGCAUUGGGCUCAGAUAAGUUGUUCCUUAAUUAGCAGCUGCACCUGAUUUUAAUUCAAUGGAAUUUUAGCCAAACACGUGUUUCCAAGUUUUGCAGGCUGAGUGUUUGUUCAGAGACAGAUCUUUGAAUUCAGUCUGUAAUGGUUUUGGUGCUUUUGUUUCUUGGGCAAAAGUGUUCAGAGUAACUGUGUGUUAUUGCUUUGGGUUGUUUUAAAUAGCUUUUUUUUUUUUUUUUUUUUCUUCUCUGAUUUGAAUGUAGAAAAGGAGAAACAGAGUGUUCUCUUCCCUUCUCUUAAUCCUUGCAUGAAUUGAGAUGUGUUCCAGAUCUCUCUGCUGCCUGGAAUGAGUGCCCGAGGAGUUUGGGGCAUGCUGAUUUGGAAAGGGAGGGUGCCUGUGUGCUGGCCAAGAAGGUCCAUUGCCUUUAGCUCUGAAAAAGGAGACAAGUCUAACUGGAAUAUUCUCCAGUCCUUCUUUUCUUUAGAACUUCUUUACUACCACAGAUUCCCCAAUUUUUCAUUUUAAUAUUCUAAAAUUCCUUGCUUUUAUUUUCAAGUCAUGUUUCUCAUUGUUCCUUAAUGCAUUACUACCAAACAUUGAUUGGUGCUUUUUUUUUUUCUUGUCUACUCUCCCUCCCUUCCUGCUUCUGCACCUUUAGUCCCGCACUAGCACUUCAAGAAAAUCAGGUCCAAUGAAAUGCAUCCAAAAUGACAAAAUUGCAGCUUUGAUAGCGAUGCCCAAACAGCCCAACUAGGCUUCCCGCUCACAGGCAGGGAUGCUUGUGUGGGGGGACAAGAAGUUAAAGGCACUGGGUGAUGGGGCAGAAGAUUUUUUGAAAGGUUCUUGAACUACUUGUCCCACCUAGCACCUUCACUUCUCCUAGCACCUUUCCUUUACAAGCUGUGAAAUGCUGCUGCUUCUUGCCGUUUCCUCUUUUGGUACCUCCAUGUGAUGCCCACUUACUCUGUGAAAGUGGCUGCUUGCUGAGUAAGUAGCUUGGGGAGAGCUUGUCCUUCUGGGAGGCUCAGAGGGUCAGUUAGGGAACUUGAGUAUGUGAGAGAUGGGAUCUGAGCUGGCUUCUUGCAAACCUGUUUGCCCUGCAUGCCCUGUGCAGACCUCUGCCAGUUCCCUGGGAAGGCAGAGCUGCCGAAGAGCCGGCUGGUGGUUGGCAGGACUGUGGUGGAAGGAUCAGGAGAGGAGUCACAGCCUCCCGAGGCACAAAGUCACUGAAAGCCAUGGGGUGGGUAGUGUGGUAUAGCAUUGGUACUCCGUGGGAGCUCUCCGAAAGCAGUUUCAUAGCUUCUGUGGAAAAAUAGUGGUACUUCUGUUAACUUCUUAUCACCUUCCGCUUAGGUAGAGACUCGAGCACUGUCGUCUUCCACCUCUGGUGUCUUUAACACAAAAGCAGAUGAGGCAUGAAAGGAAACUUUGAGCAGAAGCACUGUGGCAACCCCGAGCGAGUCUGGCACCAGUCCUGGGUGGGCAGGAGGGCGAGGAAAUGCGGUGGGAUACUUCCCAUGCCGUUUCCCCAGUGCCUGACUGGGUACUGGGCCUCUGCAGAGAGCCAGGGCGUAUGUUAUGGACCCUCCCUCCCUGGACUGGGCCAGAGGAGGAGGUGGCCUUCCUACAAAACAGCCUUCUUUUUUUAUUGUAGGGGCUGAUUCCUCCCGCUACCCCCAUCUCCCCUUUAAAUGCCAUGUGAUGCAGGGUUUCCCAGCACUGUUCACUGCCUGUGUGGUCUAUGCAUAUAUUAGCACAAACACUGUUAAAUGCCUUUUGUCAAGAUGUGUCCUCACCAUCAAUGUGUGCGUGUAUGCGUGUGUGUCAAUUUUGACUGCUUUUCUUGGAUCUGGAGUUCUAUUUUAUUGCAGUGAAGACACUUUGUUAUAUAAUGUUUAUAUAUUUUAAGAUUUGUGCCAAGAGAGGAUGUAUAUUUAAUAAAAAAUUAUAAUUGA
This is a messenger RNA of Aquila chrysaetos chrysaetos, 8055 nucleotides long. RefSeq names its product solute carrier family 25 member 42 (gene SLC25A42). Lineage: Eukaryota; Metazoa; Chordata; Aves; Accipitriformes; Accipitridae. The record is from RefSeq and is a predicted model, not a curated record. The transcript has 8 exons. Gene Ontology annotation, cellular component: mitochondrial inner membrane. The coding region runs from base 2356 to 3339 and encodes 327 amino acids. Gene Ontology annotation, biological process: transmembrane transport.